Molecule: messenger RNA, 5673 nt
Organism: Cryptosporidium ubiquitum
Lineage: Eukaryota; Apicomplexa; Conoidasida; Eucoccidiorida; Cryptosporidiidae
Product: myosin
Exons: 1
Coding region: 1-5673 (1890 amino acids)
Biological process (GO): actin filament organization; vesicle transport along actin filament
Cellular component (GO): cytoplasm; myosin complex; actin cytoskeleton
Molecular function (GO): actin filament binding; ATP binding; microfilament motor activity
Source: RefSeq, a predicted model, not a curated record
AUGCAAAACUCCAGAGAUCUGGACUCAGGGACUGGCCUCUUUGGGCAAGGAUCACUUGUAUGGAUUCCGUGUCCCAAAGAGGUCUGGAGGCCGGGCGUAGUCUCGAGAGUCGAUGAUUCCCAAAUUAUCGUUAAAGUUACAAAUACUGUUGACGAUUUGACGCUUGAGGAGGUUUCUGAGGAGGUUAUUUUUAAGCUUCCUUUGGAGGUUGGAUCUAAUAUAACAGGGGGGCAGCUCCAUAUAAGAGCAGCUGAGCAACUUUCAGACUGUGGUGUGGUUACUCCAGACGAUCUUUGUGAGCUAACUCACCUUCAUCAGCCUUCGAUUUUACAUGCAAUUAACUCUAGAUUUGAUCUUGAUAAGAUUUACACAUUCACCGGCCCAAUUUUAAUUGCAGUAAAUCCCUAUAGAGAUUUGGAUGGUUUCUAUUCUAUGGAAAUGAUUCAGAAAUUUAGGUCGAAGAGUACUUUUGAUGUUCCUCAUGUAUUCACUGUUGCUAAUAAGGCAUAUUCGGGUGUUUGUAGCCAGAGGAAGUCUCAAACAAUAUUAAUAAGUGGAGAGUCUGGUGCUGGGAAAACUGAAACGACCAAGUUUGUGCUUCAAUUUUUGACAGUAGUUGGUUCAUCACAGAAUAUCAGUAACUCAAGCAGUGGAAACUCAGUUAAUGGAGUUGAGAAAAGGUAUUCAUUUAUUGAGGAUCAAAUCAUUCAAAGCAAUCCUCUUUUAGAAGCAUUUGGGAAUUCGCAAACUUUGAGAAAUCAUAAUUCUUCAAGAUUUGGGAAGUUCAUUGAAGUCCAAUUUGCUGAAUCUGUCUCUAAUCCAAGUUUGAAGUCAGAUGCGGGUUCUAUACAUAUUACUAGUGCUUGCAUAAAUACUUAUUUGCUUGAAAAGGUCAGAGUAUGCCACCAACAGAAAGGAGAGAGAAAUUUCCAUAUUUUUUAUCAGCUUUGCUCUGCUGCAAAACAUAUAAUUGCUCAGGGAUCUUCUCAGGCUGAAAAUAUGGUAUAUAGAUUUCCUUCUCAUAAUACUGAGUCUAUAUUAUUUUCUGGUCAGGGUUCUGAAGGCAUGAUUUUGAACCAUAUGGCACAAUUGAGGGAACAGUUAUUUUCUAAUCCUAUGGAAAUUGAUCUUUCUCACAUAGUUUCAGAGAAGAAUUUCAAGUAUUUGGAAGGUUCUGAAUGCCUAGCUACUGACUUUCACCAGUUUGAAAAGACAUUAUAUGCAGUAAGAACAAUGGGGAUCACUAACGACCAACUAUAUAACAUAAUCAAAGUAAUUAAGGCAGUCAUGUUUUUGGGUAAUGUUAAAUUUAUAGAGAAUGAGGGAGAGUCAUCAAUUCCUCAUGAAUCGUGUAUUCAAGAUUUGGAAAUUGUUGCAUCACUUCUUUCUUUACCUAAAGAGGAUGUUAUUCGUCUUUUGACUUGCCGAAAGAUUCACCUUAGAGAAGGUGAGAUUAUGAAACAUUUAAGCGUUCAGGAGGCUGAAGCAACAAAAGAUGCAGUUUCUAAAGCUCUAUAUUCUCUGGUAUUUGACUAUAUCUUACAUUUGGUAAAUGCUCAGAUAUCUAGAGAAAGAGUAAGUAUAACUAUUAACAACGAAGAAAAGGAUAACAAAGGUUUAUAUUGUGGAAUUCUGGAUAUUUUUGGCUUUGAAUGUUUCCCAAUCAACAGUUUUGAGCAACUUUGUAUUAACUUUGCAAAUGAAAAAUUGCAACAGAUAUUUAAUGAUUACAUUUUCAACAUUGAACAGGAUUUGUAUAUAAGAGAGGAAAUAAGCUGGGAUCCAAUAGACUUUCCAGAUAAUGGUGAUUGUGUUCAAUUGUUACAACAACAGAAACCAGUUUUGGGAAUUCUCCCAGCAAUAGAUGAAGAAUGUUAUGUUCCACAAGGAUCUAAUACUGGAUUAUUGAACAAACUAGUCAAAGAAUACAAUGGGAAGAAUAGUAGAUUCGAGAUUGUGAAAAAGAAUCCAAAUAACUUUGUGAUUGUCCACUAUGCAGGACCUGUUUCAUAUUGUGUUGAGAACUUUAUAGAGAAAAAUAAGGACCAACUUUCACAGUAUUCUACGGAGGUUUUAUCAAACUCAGAGAAUCCCUGGGUUUCUGAUUUAUUAAAGGCCAAGUUUUUGGAGAAUACUUUGGACUCUGAAUCCAAUACAAAGUCCAAACGACAACAAACUCUCGGUUCAUCUUUUAGGAACCAACUGAACAGGUUAAUUUCAACUAUUCAACAAACAAAUCCUCAUUUUAUAAGAUGUAUUAAACCAAAUGAGAAUAAUUCACCAGAUGAAUUUGAUAGAAUCUCAGUCUCAGAACAGCUAAAGUAUGGUGGCGUACUUCAAGCUAUCCAAGUUAGCCGUGCUGGAUAUCCUGUGAGAUUUCCUCAUUAUGAAUUCUUACUUGAUUAUAUGAUACUUUUUUCACCAUGUGGGCAACUUCCUAUUAGUAAAUCUAAAGAUGAAUAUGACAAAUGGUGUAGGAGUAUAUUACAUUCAGGUCAAGAAUAUCAAGAUACAAAGAGUAUAUCAUCUUUGUCUAUAUCAAAUAGUGCAACAAGAAAGAGUCAGAUAAUUGAGUUAAUGGAAAGCUUAAGCUUUUCUAAUCUUAUUUUGAAGGAUGAACAAACAACCCAAUGGGCGGUUGGGGUCACCAGAGUGUUCUUGAAGGUUGAAACUUUUAGAGAUCUAGAACAGCUUAGAGUACGUGUUAGGGAUACUGCUUCUACAAGGAUUCAAAGCAUGUGGAGAAUGGUUUUAUGUUCUAAUCAACAUAAAAAAGUUCUCAGGGCCAUUGUUAUUAUCCAAAGCAUCUGGAAAGGAAUUUUAUCCAGACGGAGACUCAAAUUCCUUCUUAAACAAAAAGCUGCUCUUACUAUUCAGACUAUUUUCCGAGGACAUAUUGCGCGCCAAAAGUUGAAAUGCAUGCAGUUACGUGUCAGAAUGAUCCAAUCAAGAUGGAGGGUAUAUUUAAGGAGAAAGGAGGCGGAGGAAAAGUUAUACAUCCGAAAGAUAUGUUUAAUUCAGUCUACAUUUAGGAUGUAUUUGCAGAGAAGAUAUUUUGUUAGAUUGUUGGAAAGUGUAUUGAAGGCUCAGAUAUUAUGGAGAGGAAAACUUGCAAGAAGACAAUUCCAAAAACUUAAGAAAGAGAGGAAUGAAUUUAGUGAGCUGUUUUCAAAAUAUCAGGAGGCUUUAAUUGAGAUUCAGAAACUGAAAUCUAACUGUUCACGUUUAGAGGAUCAGCUUUAUAAGGCUUUAUCAGAGCGUAAUGCUUUAAGGGAUGAAAAAGAGCAACUAAGCCAGGAGAUAUUUUCUCUUAAGAAUGAUGAGAAAAUUGGUUCUGACUCUCGUAUUUUGGUUGAUAUUCCAGACCAGGACCAGAAUCAUGAUAAUAAUCAAGUUUCACAAAAUAUUAACAAUAAUAAUUCUAUUUCAGAAGUAUUUUCCCAAUUCCAAAGUCAAGAAGGAAAAGAUAUUGUAAAUGAGAUGGAGAUUUCAAGACAAAAAGAAAUAUUUAAGAGGCUUUUGAGGUUAUCAUCAUAUCCUUUUUCAAAGUUGGAGUUACUGGAAUCAAUUCCAGAAAUAUUAUUUCCGAGGGAUUCUCAUUCAAUUGUACUGAAUUACCAAGACAGACAGAUUGGGCUUCUGUUUGCAGGGUCAUCAGGGAGUGGAGAUAAACAACUUUUAGGGAGGUUUAUGGUCGAAACAGGAGCUGGCUCGGUAGAUGAGAAUAGCUUACAGGUAUUCACAAUUGAGCUGUCAAACAUUCCAGGAGCGCACGUAAUGUCUACACAGGAAUGUUUAAAAGGAAGUUACUAUGGUUCAGAAGAACACAGCCAUAGAGUUAGAGAAUCUAGUGUGGGAGAGAGAUGGCCACUUAAUAUAAUGAGUAUAACAUCUCUAGAAAAGGAUGAAUUUUGUCAGCAAAUUGAAAGCUUUCUCUCUAGAACAAGAGUGGCAAUUUUCGUUUAUGAUGUGGCAAAUGCUGAAUCUUUUAGAGCUCUGAGGGGAGAAAGUAGUAAUGGUGAUUUUGGAAUACUUAAAAAAGCUAUAGAAAAUGGAUGCAAGGUAGUCUUAUUUGGGAAUUUAUACAGAGUAAUACACAAAUCAGCUAAUAUAGAAGUAGAUAUUGAGCAGGUAAGAAAGAUUUCUUGUGAUUUGGAUAUUAUUUCUAUAGAGUCAGACUCGAUUUCAUCUUUGGUUUCCUCAAUUGUGGGUAUUAUUAAUGCCAGAAACCACUUAGAGCUAAAAACUGCUCAAAUGGAAGAUAUUCAAGUAGGAGCUGAAGAUAAAAGCCUUAAAGAUACAAUGGUUAAUAAAGAUGGGUUGGAAAUAACUUUAGAGAGAAAUACAAUGCAACAAAAACAAUUAAAUAACUCUCUUUUAUCCAAGUUUAAUGAUGGAAUAAGAGCAUUUGGUCUUAGAAUUCCAAAAUUCCCAGUAUCAAAGACAGUAUCAGAUAGAAAUGAAUUUUUAGUGGCAACUAUGGAGAUAGAAGAGUCGGGUAACUCUUCUAAAGUUGAAAGGCAGGGAGGAAUUGGACCAGUUAUUAACAUUAAAGAUGAUCAAAACAGUUCGGUUACUCAUAUAGUAUUCUGCAGAGAUAUUCCAACUGAGCCACAUACAAUGCUUUUAGUUGCAAGAAAGAAUGGAGUAAUUCAUGCAUAUUACUGCUACAAGACCCAUUUAGAGGAUGGUAUUGUUGAUGAAAAUUCAUCUUUAGAAUGGUCAGGAAAAGUUGAAGAAGCUUAUUCAAGAAAAGCACAUAACAGAGCAAUAACUUCUUUAGCUCUUUCUCCUGAUGAAUCAGAGUUUUUAUCCACAUCCAUAGAUAUGACAGUAAGAAGAUUUCUAACAGCUACAGGCCAUGCUAUUAGCUUGUUUUCUGAUAAUUCUCCAGUACUUGUUGGGUCUUACUUACCUUUUCUACCAUCUUUAUUUAUUGUUUCAUCUUCCAAACCACUUCUGAGAAUUGUAAAUGUGGAUGUUGGAGUUGCUCAGAAGAUUAAAACUGACUCAACAAUUAGAGCUUUGUGUUUUGAUAGUACUGGAAUUUACUGUUUUGCUGCAUGUAAAGAGGGAAGAAUUUAUGUUUUAGUAAACAUAGCAGCAAAGUCUUCAUCCAGAACUUCCGUAGAAACAGACUUCAGAUUUACAGACAAAAGAGGAAUGCAGGUCUGUAGCAGAGCCAUUACGAAUAUGCUAUAUGUACAUGGAUCUUCUGACUAUUCUAAUGUUAGAAAAACGCAUGUAAAUGGCGCCAUUGGCACAGGUUUAGGCGGGUUUUCAUCCUUAUUACCAGUAUUAGUGGUAAAUGCAGCAGACUCCACAAUAACAAUAAUAGAUAUUCGGUUGCAGGCUCCAACUGGCCAGAUAGAUGUUUCAAAUGUUCCACAUGUGGUUUUGCAAGUGAGAUUUAGGAUUCCGAAUCCCCAUUCAUUAAUGCCUUUGAGGUCGUGCUAUUCGUCUAGGAAUGGUCUUUGGGUGGCAUCCGCUGCGGAAGACUGUUCUGUUAGGGUUUUCCAGCUGAACAAUGACUCCUGUGAGAAAGAAAGUUUGGUUUUGGCGGGUCAUUCAGCUCCAGUAAUAAGUACAGCAGUGAAUGCAUCAUCCACAUUAUUAGCAAGCGGAGAUGCAGAUGGGAUAGUAAUAAUUUGGAGGAGAUUUUCAAAAUCAUAG